ACAUUUUGUGUAAAUAUUUUAGUAAUAUGGGCGCGCAAAUUGAUUAAAGUCAUACAUCAUUAGAUUUUAAACCACUAUGUUGCAUUUUUGCUUGGACGUUAGCGCUCUGGCUAAUAGCAACACUAAGCUACCAGAAUGGCAGUCCUGUGGCCUCCUCUGCUACCUCUUUGUUGUGAAAGAUUUAACUUAUACUUCAUCUUAUAUUUAACCGAAGUUCUGGUGGCAAGAUGAAUAAAGAAAUUAUGUCCCGCGUUGUGAAGAAGAGGCAAGCGGAUCCUAAAGUGGUUCAGUACGUGUGGGCCGCCAUUGAGGUCAUUCGAAACCAGAAACAAAUCGCAAACAUGGACAGAAUCUCAAAGUACCUAAGCCGCGUCUAUGGGAUGCACCCUAAAGAGACAGCCAGGCAGCUGAGCCUGGCUGUGAAGGAUGGACUGGUGGUGGAGACCCUGACUGUGGGCUGCAAGGGCUCCAAAGCCGGCAUCGAGCAGGAGGGGUACUGGCUCCCUGGAGAUGAGAUGGAGCCGAAAGCCGAGGGAAGUAAGGAGUGGAGGCAGGAGGAAAACCAGGAUUGGGAGGCUGAGAGCCAUGACUGGUACUGCUUCCAGUGUCACCUACCAGGCGACGUCCUGCCGUGUGACAACUGCUUCCGGGUCUACCACCUGAAGUGUCUCUCAGAGGAGUGCAAGCCCAGAGACGGAGGAUCCCACUGGCAGUGCACCGUCUGCAGGGUGGGGGCUCACGCCUUCAAAUGCUCACCUACACCUUCUUUAGGGCAGCAACAAGGGAGUAAAAAGAAGAACCUGAACAAACAGGAGAUGUGUAAAUACCUGCGCUUCAUCGUCCAGCGCAUGAAGGAGAGGGCUGCGGACCUGAACAAAAAAGGCAAAGACACUAAACACCCUAUGUACAGAAGACUGAUCCAUACUGCACUGGACGUCUGCAACAUCCAAGAGAACCUCUCUGAAGGAAAGUACAAAAGCUUCGAUGAGUUCAAAGCAGAUGCUCAGCAGAUAGUUCACAACACGGCCAUCCUGUAUGGAGUUCACAGCGAUCAGGCAGAGAUUGCACGGUUGCUCUUCAGUGACACAUGCCACGAGUUAAAUGAGCUGAUGCUGUGUAAGAACUGCUUCUACCUGUCCAACGCACGGCCAGACAACUGGUUCUGUUAUCCAUGUAGCCCCAGUCACGACCUGGUCUGGGCUAAAAUGAAGGGUUUUGGCUACUGGCCUGCAAAAGUCCUUCAGAGGGACGAUAACCAAGUGGACGUGCGUUUUUUUGGACACCAGCACCAAAGAGCUUGGAUCCCCUCAGAGAACAUCCAAGACAUAAAGGUGAACGUCCAGCAGCUGCAAGUGAAGCGCAGCAACGCCUGGAAGAAGGCGUGCCAGGAGCUCGAGGUGUACCAGCGCUUUCUGAAGGAGGGGCGUUACUGGAAGACAAAGCUGGAGGACAGCCCGCAGCCUCAGCGGCAGCAGGAGGACACAAGCGGGAGAACUGACCGGCUGGAGCGGACGGAGGAGGCAGAGUCCAGCAUCUCCUCCACCAGCAACGAGCAGGUCCGCCAUCUCAAAGGAAGCUUGGAGCCCAAGGCGAAGAAAAGCCGUCGAACUCAAGCUGCUGAACCCAAAGAGGAAGUCAGCGACCCGGAGCCGGAGAUGGAGGCGGUGAGCUCCAGCCAGGAGAUCCCCGUGUGUUCGGCGCCGCAGCAGCCAGAGAAGCUGUCGGUGUCCACGCAGACGAAGAAGGCCAGCGGAGGGUCGCCGCGCACGCUUCACCGCGGCACCCAGACCAACAGCGAAGGCGCCUGCCAGAACAUGUGCCACGAGAAAUACACCAAAGUCUUCAACGACGUCAAAGAGAUGAUGAAGGCCGACAACAAGAGGGAGACGGAGCGGGUGGUCAGAGAAGCUCUGGAGAAGCUACGAGCAGAGAUGGAGGAGGAGAAGAGGCAGGCGGUGAGUAAAGCGGUGGCCGGAGCACAGGCGGAGAUGGACAGGAAGUGCAAGCAGGUGAAGGAGAAGUGUAAAGAAGAGCUGGUGGAGGAGGUAAAGAAGCUGGUGGCCCAACACAAGCAGCUCAUCUCCCAGACCAAGAAGAAGCAGUGGUGCUACAACUGUGAGGAGGAGGCCAUGUACCACUGCUGCUGGAACACCUCCUACUGCUCCAUCAAGUGUCAGCAGGAGCACUGGCACGCCGACCACAAACGAACCUGCCGCAGGAAGAGAUGAGCCGGCCCCGCCCCGCCCCGCCCCGCCCCGCCACUCAUGGUAUCCCCCGCUGACGCGCUCUCCCCCCUCCUGCUUCUCCUCUUGCCUUGAUAAAAACUUUGUGAACCCGCUGAGCAGCGUUUUGAAGUUCAUUUUUAAUGCUCCCUCUGUGAUAACUCUGCACUCCCUCCUGGUUGUUUGUGAACAAAUUUCUCCAAAGUUUUUUUUUCCCCUUCAAAGUGAUCUUUUUUUCUGCUGGAGAAUGUUAUUUAUGUGUGAAACAAGUGAGAAUGUUUUAUUAGGAUUUUUAAAAAAGUUUCUACCAUAAAUGCAUCAAACGUGAACAGAGAAGUCGUCAUAGAAACGGAGAAGCCUGCAGGAGUGGAGGCUCCCGCCGCGUCCUGAAUCCAGGGUGGAGGAUUGCACCUUUUUAAUCAUUUCUACCUAGAAUCUUGUGGUCCACAAGUCACUCGUUGGGAACAGGGUCCGAGGUCGGCCUUAAAAGACGCCGGCCCAAUAAAUCAUUUGUGUCCACGAUUAUCACGACUCUGCACACAUCCGUCAUGUGAUGGAAGGAGAUCCUGCGGCGCGUCUCAGACAGGGUUCAUGCUUUUGUUUCUUUGCACACAUUUCAUGUCCUCAUGAAUCCAAAACAAACAAACAAACCCAGAGCUUGUAAUGUUGCCAAAAAGCCUCACAUCUGUUAAGCCGAGGAGGCGGCCCGCUCCACGCCCGCUCCGUCCGUCUGCGUUUGCUGUUGUUGGUGCUCAGUGCCUGUUUGUUUGGAGGCCGCUCUGCAUGCCGACGGCUUCACUCUGUUUUUAUUUAUAGCAAAAAGAAAAAAAGACGUGCGAGGAGCGGCGAUGGAAGCAGUGAUUCAAUAUUAUGCAAAUGUAAAGGAGGGAUUCCUGUUUUCUAGUCUUUUCUUUCCUUCUUUCCUCAGUGGUGUGUAACCGUGGUGCUCUGAUUCCGUUUUCUAAAGGCAAUGAGAUUGCCAGGUUGAAAUCUUUGAUUGUUUCCUUAGUGAUGAACUUUUGACAGAAGUGCUGAUCAUCAUCAUCAUCGUUGACGUUUUGGGGGUUUCUUUGCGUGGACAGAACCGUGGACUCGCUUUUAUCUUUAUUUUGAUUAUUGAAAAGAUUAUUUUGACAAACUUCUUUAGCUUUCCCCAAAUGAAAAAAAGAUUUUUUUUUCCCAUCGAUUAGUCUCAACUGAAACCUUUUCUUACAGAAGUAUUGUGGUCAGGCAGCUUUGAUCUAUUUUAAUAAAUGAAAUGAUGUAAUGACAGUAACGUUUGAUCAAUGUUUCGCUCGUACUCUGUCAUUUUUUUCAGCUUCCUCCUUCCUCCAUUUGGGCCUCACUUUUUGCAGUUGUUUUUUUGCCAAACAGAAAAAAGCAGGAAAUCGUGUAACUUAAAGAAAGACCUGAUUGAUUUGAGGUUCCUCUGUGCGUUUUAGAUGAUGAGAUUUCUGUAUUUUAAAUGUCAAGCUUGUUUAUUUUUUUCGCCUCACCUAAGUAGUUCCUUGUGAACGUGCUCAGUUUUCUCUCAGAUGUCUGUAGAAAACAUCAGAACCUGGACGGUUUGAGCAGCUCAGACGUGACGUUGUUUCUGGAUCACAGUCGUUCGGAUGGAGGCGGAGAAGGAAGAUGUUUGAUCAAAGGUGUUUGGACUCUGAAGUGAUGUUUUUGUUCAUUUCAUCCUCUUUCUUCAUGUCUGUCGUUGGGUCACUUUUCCAGCCUCAUGGUUGCACUACAUGUAAAUAUCAGUAAACCUGCUACAUGUUGGUGUGUAAAUUAAGUGGCAUUUAAUAUUUUCAGUGAUCUGGAUGACUGUUGGUCCUAAUUUUGUACAAUGUACAACUGAUAUAUCAGCUUUCAUGUCACUUUGUAUGUAUUUCAGUUUUUUUAUAUUUUAAAACCUUCGAUGUGUCAAAGAAAAUAAAGCAGCUUUUGUUCUCCUGGUUUUAACGUCAUGUUAGAAUGUUUCUCUUUGUGCAUCCAUGUCAGUUUUUUAAUCUUCUUGUUUUGAUCUUUGUAUUCCUGGAGUUUUAAGCGCAUGAUGCUGUGUGUGUAUUUUUUUCCCUCUGCUCAUUUCAUUGUGUAAGCUAAAAAUAAAACAAAAAAAAGAUGUAGUUGCACUCAAAAUGCAAUGACAAUGGUUUUUUUUUUGUUUGUUUUUCUGGAAGCUUCUGUUGAGCUUCCAGACGUGUGAGGCUGAUUUCAGCUGGAAAAAGCGAGUCGGUCCGAUGAUCAGACUGUUCUCUGCUCCCGCUCCGAGGUAUUUUACUAUGUGAUGCUGUGUGAGUUUGACCUUCUUGUACUCUAAGUACGUCUGACAGGAAGGACAGUUUCUCUGCUCUCACUUCUAGUAGGUCAUCUUCUGUUCUGUCCACAUGUAAACUUUUAACCAUAGCAACAUUUUUUAAUGCUCCCAGUCUUUUGUUUUUGGACACUUUAGCUAGCAAUAUGUAUAUAAAUAUAUUCUAUGUGCUAACAUGGAGGAAAUAAAUGUAUCAACACAU
Molecule: messenger RNA, 4729 nt
Organism: Oryzias melastigma (Indian medaka)
Lineage: Eukaryota; Metazoa; Chordata; Actinopteri; Beloniformes; Adrianichthyidae
Gene: zmynd11
Product: zinc finger, MYND-type containing 11
Exons: 17
Coding region: 228-2228 (666 amino acids)
Biological process (GO): regulation of transcription elongation by RNA polymerase II
Molecular function (GO): protein binding; DNA binding; transcription corepressor activity
Source: RefSeq, a predicted model, not a curated record